AUGACUUGAACGAUGGACGUCAUCAACUUGACAAGCAUCCUCGACAGCGGCUUUCCGGAAGAGGCUUCCUCCGGUCGCGUCCUGACCGGUUGUUUCCUCUCACUGCUCAUCCUCACCACCUUGCUGGGGAACACGCUUGUGUGCGCGGCCGUGACCAAGUUCCGCCACCUGCGCACCAAAGUGACCAACUUUUUUGUCAUCUCACUGGCCGUGUCGGACCUCUUAGUGGCCAUCUUGGUCAUGCCGUGGAAGGCGGUGACCGAGAUCGCCGGUUUCUGGCCCUUCGGCUCCUUCUGCGACACCUGGGUGGCCUUUGACAUCAUGUGCUCCACCGCCUCUAUCCUCAACCUCUGCGUGAUCAGCCUGGACCGCUACUGGGCCAUCUCCAGUCCCUUCCGCUACGAGCGCAAGAUGACGCCCACGGUGGCGUACGUGAUGAUCAGCGCGGCCUGGACGCUGUCCGUCCUCAUUUCCUUCAUUCCGGUGCAGCUCAAGUGGCACAAGGCUCAAACCACGUCUCCCUCCUCUCUGAGAUCGAACGUCACGUCGGAGAACUGCGACUCCAGCCUGAACCGGACCUACGCCAUCUCCACCUCGCUCAUCAGCUUCUACAUCCCCGUUGCCAUCAUGGUGGUCACCUACACACAAAUCUACCGCAUCGCCCAAAGGCAAAUCAGGAGGAUCUCUGCUUUGGAGAGAGCGGCCGAGAGCGCCAAGAACCGACACGACAGCAUGGGCGGAGGCUCCGGCAGCAUCGCCGAAUCCGAGAGCUCCUUCAAGAUGACUUUCAAGAGGGAGACCAAGGUCCUGAAGACCCUAUCGGUGAUCAUGGGCGUGUUUGUGUGCUGCUGGCUGCCGUUCUUCGUGCUCAACUGCAUGGUGCCCUUCUGCGAGGAGUCAAGCGGCGGCGAGGCUUUCCAGUGCAUCAGCCCCACCACCUUCGACGUGUUCGUGUGGUUCGGCUGGGCGAAUUCCUCCCUCAACCCCAUCAUCUACGCCUUUAACGCGGAUUUUCGCAAAGCCUUCUCCAUCUUGCUGGGCUGCCACAAACAAUAUCCAGGAGGCCACAACAUCGAGACAGUCAGUCUAAACAAAAAAUGACUCAUGACUCCCUCACAGCGCUGACUCAUCCACGGAGGAGUGGGAUCGCCGUCAAAUAGGGACGCUGCUCUGCGUGUGUUAGAGUGACUGAUGGAUGCGCUGACCCUGCAUGGACCCCGGUUGCACCGGCCAAGUGGCCCCCUCUCCAGGCAGACUGUCAGAGUGAGCACGCUCACCACACGGAUGCGAGCGAGCGAGCGAGCGAGGGAGAAGGGGAUUUAGGGAUUGAGAUUAAGACUUUUGUGCCAGGCAGCGCAACAGUGCUGGGAGGCCCGUGGAAUAGAUAAUCCCAUGACUGGGCAGAACGCACACCCUAAUGCUGCCAAACGCUGCUCUCUUCGACACCAUCACAUACAUGCCAGUGUGAAUAUAAUAGAUUAAGAAACUAUGACAACAACCAUGUCCAGCAAAUAAAUACACAAGCUAAUUACUAUUCAAAGUGGACCUAUAUGAUUUGAAUCUACAUUUAAAACACUUCCUAGUGG
Molecule: messenger RNA, 1586 nt
Organism: Entelurus aequoreus (snake pipefish)
Lineage: Eukaryota; Metazoa; Chordata; Actinopteri; Syngnathiformes; Syngnathidae
Product: D(1) dopamine receptor-like
Exons: 1
Biological process (GO): adenylate cyclase-activating adrenergic receptor signaling pathway
Cellular component (GO): membrane
Molecular function (GO): G protein-coupled receptor activity
Source: RefSeq, a predicted model, not a curated record